UCUGACGACCAAGCACUACAGAUGAACAAUAUUAACAAUGGUGGCAGUGCAGACGCAGGUUUGGUUUUGAAACUGGUUUUACAUUCUUUAAUCAUACGUCUUUUGUUGAGUUACGGUUUUUAUUUUCUUCAUAUUGCAGUUUUAUCAGGCCUAUAUAUCGCAGUUUUAUCUUCCUACGACAUCCAACGUGUGGCCUGGUGUGGCAACAGGCUAUUUGCAGUCAGUCAUGUCGGGUGAAAAAAUUAAAGACUUUGAUGAAAUUACAUCUUUUCUGGGCGUCUACGGUUUCUUUCAAAUUCUAAUAAUUGUUCUGCUAAAUUUAAGCGCAAUAGCAUGUGGGUACACAGGAAUGAUUAUGAUUUUCGUUUCGGAUACACCCGAGCACCACUGCAAAGUAUCGAUCAACUCCAAGCAUAACAGCACAGACGUGGAGGUUCCCUUCCGCGAGCAGCGCAGCUGGGUCGGACCCGACAGCUGUUCCCGGUACAAACUGGAUGGAAACUGGACAGAGACAGGGGCACCCAGCAAUGACACGGAGCAAUGUCUGGAUGGAUGGGUCUUUAGCACUGAGAUAUACACCGCCACUAUUGUGUCUGAGUGGGAUCUGGUGUGUGACAAUGCAUGGAUGGUCCCUUUUACUACCUCCUUAUUCUUUGUAGGAGUCCUGAUUGGAUCAUUUAUCAGUGGUCACCUCUCAGAUCGGUUUGGCAGAAAGCCGGUGUUUUUUUUCACCAUGGCCAUACAAACAGUCACUCCAUUGAUCCAGGCCACCUCCGUCAGUUGGGUCAUGUUCUGUAUCCUCAACUGUUUGAGAGGACUUGGUCAGAUAUCCAAUUACAUCACGUCACUCAUACUGGGGUCGGGGAUGCUGAGCCCUACUGCCAGACUGAGCUACGCUCUGCUGGGCCACAGUUUAGGUUUCGGUGUGGGAUAUGCCUUGUUGCCAAUCUUUGCCUACUUCAUACGCGGCUGGAGGAUGCUGCUGGUUGCUUCUGCCAUCCCCGGCUUCCUAUUUAUUCCAACAUGGUGGGUGAUUCCUGAGUCUCCCCGUUGGCUAUUGCAGAAAGGUCGUGUGGAGGAGGCUGAGAGUGUUAUACGUGCUGCUGCAAAGAGGAACAAAGUCCCAGUUCCUGAGAUCAUAUACAGGGCGGACGAGUGCUUGGAGCUAAUGCAAAAUAAAAGUGAAGAUGAGCAGACAUACACUUAUCUGGACCUGAUACGGACCCCUAACAUGAGGAACAUUACAAUUCUGAGUGUUUUCAUAUGGAUUGCCACCUCCAUGGUCUUCUAUGGUCUCUCUCUCAAUACUAGUAACCUGAAUGGAAAUAUGUACCUCACAUGCUUCAUUUCAGCAGCCAUUGACAUUGUGGUGUAUGUAGCCACUUGGUUGCUAGUUAACCGUGUGUCACGACCCACAUUUCUUUGCUCUGCGCUGAUGUUCUGUGGCAUCAUGCUUCUGAUUAUCAAGCUGGUUCCUGAAGACAUGGAUGUCAUGUUCCAGGUGUUCGCCUUUGCGGGAAAGAUUGGUGUGUCUGCUGCUUUCAGCUUUAUCUUUUUGUUCUUCACCGAGCUGAUCCCCACUGUGGUCCGGAACAUGGGCUUAGCGAUCGCCUCCACAGCUGCACGCAUAGGCACUAUCAUUUGUCCUUAUGUGAUCUACAUGGUUGUGAGAUGA
Messenger RNA from Cottoperca gobio, 1675 nucleotides. RefSeq names its product solute carrier family 22 member 21-like. Bases 227 to 1675 code for a protein of 482 amino acids. NCBI's taxonomy places the organism in Eukaryota, Metazoa, Chordata, Actinopteri, Perciformes, Bovichtidae. Gene Ontology annotation, biological process: transmembrane transport. Gene Ontology annotation, molecular function: transmembrane transporter activity. The record is from RefSeq and is a predicted model, not a curated record. The transcript has 9 exons. Gene Ontology annotation, cellular component: membrane.